Messenger RNA from Pollicipes pollicipes, 2100 nucleotides. Its product is annotated as Golgi-specific brefeldin A-resistance guanine nucleotide exchange factor 1. The coding region runs from base 1 to 2100 and encodes 699 amino acids. The transcript is spliced from 17 exons. The record is from RefSeq and is a predicted model, not a curated record. Lineage: Eukaryota; Metazoa; Arthropoda; Thecostraca; Pollicipedomorpha; Pollicipedidae.
AUGGAUGUCGGCGGUCUCUUGAGCCCGGAGAGCCUGGUGCUGUCGUUCGGCGCCAACACGAAGGCCCAGCUGGCGGCCCGCACCGUCUUCACGCUGACGCACCGGCACGCGGACAUACUGCGCGACGGCUGGCGCAACCUGCUGGACUGUCUGCUGCAGCUUGGUCACCCGGAGCUGCUCGUCACCGAGUCCAAGUUCCUGCGCAUGGACUCGCUGCACGAGCUGGUCAAGGCCCUGAUCCUGGCCAGCCACGGCCCGGACGGCCCCGCGCAGGGCUCCAGCUUCGACGAGGACUCGGCCUCGUUCUUCCUCGAGAUCCUCAUCAAGGUGGUCAUCCAGAACCGUCGGUGCGCAACCACAUUCUACUCGGUGGUGAUGUCGGCGUCGGCAUCACACCACAGCCAGCUGAUGGAGCGCGGCAUGGUGGGCCUCAUCAGACUGGUCAUCCGGCUGGUGCGGCGCGAGGAGCUCACCUGCCAGGUGCUGCAGUCGCUGCGCAUGCUGCUGCUGCUGCGCGGCAGCUGCUUGCAGCAGGUGAGCCGGCAGGCGACAGCCGGCCUGCACCAGCUGCUGCGGACGGCCGCCGGCUCGGUGACGGCCGCCGCCGACUGGGCCGUGCUCUUCACGCUGCUGGAGUGCGUGGGCGCCGGCGCCCGGCCGCCGGCCGUGGUGGCUGGCGAGGCGGUGCCGGCGGAGGCGCAAGCCGUCUCCGACACGGAGCAGGUGGCCAGCGACGGCACGCAAGACUCGGGUAACGCGUCGGACAAGUGCUACAGCGACUCGGAGCUCUACGAGCCAAGAGGUCAGCAGCCGGGCCUCCGGCCGCAGGGAGCACCAUUCCACAGCAUGUCGGAGCUGUCGGGUCGCGUGGCCUCCGAGCAGACCCGGCCCGCCGGCACCGGCGGCUGGAUCCUGGUGGGCCGCGAGGGUGAGAUCGAGCCGCUGCAGAUGCGCGCACUGCCCGUCAACCAGUUCAACAUCACGCACGACCGGGAGGUGCUCUUCCACGACCCGGUGUCGUUCGCCAAGGCGGCCGACAGUCUGGCCUUCCUGAUCCGCGACGCCGCCUACAUCACGGCCGACAACUUCCAGCCGUGCGUCCAGUGUCUGCGCACGUUCGUGGAGGCUGGGCUGCAGGCGCGUCUGGCGGCCAACAGGCCGGCGCCGUCAGCUGGGCCGGGCCGUAAGAGGCGCGGCCGCCGCCGGGACGAGGGCCGCCCCCCGCCGGCCGCCGCCGCCGCCGCCACCACCGCCCGCAACUACGACGCCGACGAGAGCGACUCGGAGGCCGAGCUGCCGGCCGGCUACCACCAGAUCGCCAUACAGCUGCUGGACCUGAUGCACACGCUGCACACGCGGGCGGCCCACAUCUUCGGCUGGUUCAGCGAGCCCAGCCGCCGCGGUCAGCUGGACAGCCUGUGGGAGGGAGGCUGGUGCCCGCUGCUGCAGGGCAUCGCACGCCUAUGCUGCGACCCCCGGCGCCAGGUGCGAGCCAGCGCCGUGACCUACUUGCAGCGCUCUCUGCUGGUGCACGACCUGCAGGCGCUGGCGCCAACUGAGUGGGAGGCCUGCUUCCACAAGGUGCUGUUCCCGCUGCUGGCGAAGCUGCUGGAGCCGUCGCCGGCGGCGGGGCUGGAGGAGACGCGGAUGCGCGCGGCCACGCUGUUGUGUAAGGUGUUCCUGCAGCACCUGACGCCGCUGCUGUCACUGCCCACCUUCACGGCGCUCUGGCUCACCAUCCUCGACUUCAUGGACAAGUACCUGCACGCCGACCGGGCCGACCUGCUGCACGAGGCGAUCCCGGAGUCGAUGAAGAACAUGCUGCUGGUGAUGGAGACAGCCGGCAUCUUCCACACGUCGGAGGGCUUCACCCAGCUCUGGGCCAUCACCUGGGACCGCAUCGACACCUUCCUGCCGACGCUGCGCGAGGAAGUCUUCAGGAACCACCCGCCCAACGAGAUCAAGACGACCGCGAGCGGAGCUGACCUGAGGUCACCGGGCGCCGAGCCGCAGCCGACCGUGGCGCCCAGUAUGAGGGAGGUGCGGCCGGCCAGCCCGCUGCACCACGAGGAGCUGGUGCCCCCGCCGUGCCUUUGGUGA